GCGGAAGAAGACAUCGCACAGGCCCCAUAAAUCCCAAUAAAAGAUGUCUGACGCUGGAGAUGAAAUUCAAGUCGACGCCCCGGAGGCUGAGGUUGAGGUCACCGCGACCGAUGCUCCCAAGGGCAGAAUGUCUGUGGAGGACGCUCUUCAGCAAGUUCUGAAGAACGCUCUUGUCCACGAUGGUCUGGCUCGGGGUCUGCGCGAAUGCGCCAAGGCCCUCGACAAGCGUCAAGCGCACUUGUGUGUGCUGGUCGAGACCUGUACCGAGGCCGAGUACAUCAAGCUCAUCGAGGCUCUCUGUGCCGAGCACAAGAUUAACUUGAUCAAGGUCGGAGACGCCAAGGUCCUCGGUACGUGGGCGGGCCUGUGCAAGAUUGACAGGGAGGGCAACCCCCGCAAGGUUGUCGGAUGCUCUUGCGUGGUCGUCAAGGACUACGGUGUUGAGAGCGAGGGUCUCCACGUCCUCCUUGAGUACUUCAAGAACCGCUAGGUUAGCCGACCACUAUAUGGCACCUGCGUUUCCUGUCUACUCGUAGUACAAAAUGCCACUUGCUUUCCUCCGUCUGAGUUCACCUGUGUGCAUGUCUCUUGACCUGAGUUUCCGUGCAGUCAGUCGCCCGAUGCCGUCUAUAUGUAGUUAGGUAUAAGCAUUCGACGUCAUUGAUCAUUCUACUGUACUGUGUAAGCUCGUGAUAAAUGCCUCGUUGCGCCUUC
Messenger RNA from Gloeophyllum trabeum ATCC 11539, 714 nucleotides. RefSeq names its product 40S ribosomal protein S12. The record is from RefSeq and is a predicted model, not a curated record. Bases 44 to 490 code for a protein of 148 amino acids. Gene Ontology annotation, cellular component: cytosolic small ribosomal subunit; ribosome. Lineage: Eukaryota; Fungi; Basidiomycota; Agaricomycetes; Gloeophyllales; Gloeophyllaceae. Gene Ontology annotation, biological process: translation. Gene Ontology annotation, molecular function: structural constituent of ribosome. The transcript has 4 exons.